This is a messenger RNA of Darwinula stevensoni, 2320 nucleotides long. Lineage: Eukaryota; Metazoa; Arthropoda; Ostracoda; Podocopida; Darwinulidae. The record is from the annotation of a GenBank genome assembly.
AUAUUUUCCUUCUCUGGGAGUCUGUAGGUCCAGUUGCAGUGUUCUUCUUUGGUAGGCUAUCAGGCUUUCCCAUCAACUUUGCCAUAAAAGUUAGAUCCUGAAGGAUAUGGCUACCAGUUCAGAAGCAGACUUGGUUGCAGAGGAUACUGGACAUAGACUUAGACUUACUUUGGAAUGUGGGGAAAGGGAAGAGGAUGGAGCUGCUGCAGAGGAUCCUACCCUCCCAUUUGACAUCAAUCAAGAUUCAAUCAGGGAGAUGAUGAGUGAAAAGGGGAAGACAUUCACAUUGCCUGAAGGGAUCCCCAGCAUGACUGAUGAUGCCUUCUCAUACAGAGAAAUGCUCAAGAAGGAUGUUGUGCAAGAAGGACAUGGAGACAUCGUGCCAAAUGGUGCUUUCGUCUUUAUCAAGUACAGUGCUUACUAUGAAGGACAGGAUGAGCCCUAUGAUUCCUCAUACUUGAGGAAUGAGGUGAGGAAGUUUCGACUGGGGACAGGUGCUGUUCUACCAGGAAUUGACUUCGCUGUUCGGACAAUGAGAUUGGAAGAGCAUGCAAAAUUCCUCAUCCAGCCUCCUUAUAUGUAUCAAUGCCUCACUCGUUUUGCUUCAGGAAGUCAUGACUCUCGAAUCAAGAUUGAUGAACCAGCUCUGUUCAAAAUGGAGUUGUGUGACUAUAUUGCUAACCAAACUGCUGCAGAAGUGGCAGCAAUGACACGCGUGGAGAGGCAGAAUGCAAAGUUCUCUCUUGUGCACAAAGCAGCUGAGGAAGAGAAGGUGUCUGGGUCCCGGAGUUUCAAGCAUGGUGAUUACAUCAAGGCAGUCAAAAGAUACAAGAGGGCAAUGAUGUUCAUGGAUGAUGUGCAUCUCAAGUCAGAUGAAGAUGAGGAAAAGCACAAGGACCUCUCUGUCCUCCUGCACUUAAAUCUUGCUCUGUGCUAUCUUCGCUUGGAUCGGGCCAAGCUUUCCAGGCAGGAAGCUCAAAGUGCUCUUGAAUUGGCACCUCAGAAUCCCAAAGCACUCUACAGGUUGGGCCAGGCAUACAUGGCAGAGAGGAAUUACCCAAAGAGCCGUGAGUGUCUACUGAAGGCAAAGGAGUUGCGGCCGUACUGCAAGGACACUGCUGAUGCCCUCCAGAGACUGGAGCUGGAGGAGAAGCAGCACAUGAAGGAGGAGAAACGCUUCUGUUCUCGCAUUUUCAAACCAGAAAAGGCCUGUCCCAUCUCCAUUGAUGAGGAGGAGAAUGUUGGGGCACGAGAUCUCAAGCAAGUCAUUGAUGAGAAUCCGGACUUUGCAGGAAUCUCACAGGAGUUCAUGCAGCUGGUAUCACAACAGCUGUCAGACUUCAUUGGGGAAAAGGAGAUGAAAGAGCUUCCAUUGCCACCCAGGUUUAAUGACUGUCAGGUGGCCUUUGUGGCUCAGGCUGCCAUCAGCCUUGGGCUCAAGGUCAAGUUCUUCAAGGUUCCUGACUCCAACAUGCACAAGCUUAAAAUAGUGAAACCGUGAUGUCAACUGAAUCUCAAAAACCUGGAGUGGGUGCCUCAUGAAGUUUACUUCCAGCAGUAUUCAUGAACUUUGAAACAUUAGCACAGUGUUUCUACUUCCAGUUUCUACUUCCUUGAAGCUCAAUAGAUAAGUAGGAAAGAUCUUUCAAUGCUCAGUUUUUUCUCAUGAUUGGAUCAGGAGAUGAUUGUUGAACUCUGGAUAAUUAGGAAAAGUGACCUUUCAUUCCAUCCCAGAUCUUCCUUGUUGAAAGCCACCCUAUUCUGAUACCUGUGUAUCUCGAUUGCUGAUGCACUAAUUUUUUCUCCUCUCCAUGCUCUAUUACCACAUUUCUGGUGCUCAAUUAGUGAAUGAAAAAAAUAGUAUUUUUACUAGUCUAUAUACAAGACAGGUGGGGAUUGAUUACUGACAAAGUUAGCUCCCUACCAUUCUCUUUACCUCUGCUAUCCUGCUUUGACAUGGGCUCAUAUUUUGUCUUUUAAAAUGUAAGAUAGUCAGACCACACCCUCUGAAGAGUAUGGGUGGGUUCUUGUACUCUCUUUUAGCUGCUAACGGGCUUUUAGUCCUAUGCUGGCAAUGGACCUAAAAGGUCUUUUAGGGCUAAAAGGGAGUACAAGAACCCAGCCUAUAUCUUUAUCAUUUAACCAAAAGUGUGAGAAAGCAAAUGUAAGAGGUGUGUCAUAGCUCUUGGAAUCACAUCUGAUUGACAUUAACCCUUUCACUGGUGCAUAUGCUCAAACGAUGAAAAAUUGGAAAUGAACCACUGAAAUGCAGAAAAUUGUCUCUAGCUAAGGUUGAUCAAUGCUGGAAGUUCUUAAGGUG